CCUCCGCGAGACGAGAUAUUUAGCGUCAAAGUUGAUGACUUUUCAGGUUAAGAAACCUGUCACUUCGAUGAAAUGGAUAUGUGCUGCAGUCACGCGUGCAUGCUCUAUGAUCACAUAUGCAUGCGUUGUACUAACUUAGAGCUACUGUGCACAAAAUUUAAACAAAUGAAGUGCACGAAUGUACUACGUAUAUGCAAAAGUGUACUUCGUAGAGAACAUAAAAAAUGUUCGGUUUACUAGAAUUUGCUCACCUAACAUAUUCGAAGGAAAAAUUAGUAGAUUUUUUAAUUCAACACGGUGUUUUAGCAUCUACAAUUACGUGUAGUAAGUGUGGUAAUAUUCUAGACAUUGAUAAGAAAACAUUGUCGUAUAGAUGUAAAAAACGGUAUUAUAUAAAGAAUGAACACAAGAAACGUGUCUCUAAACAGUGUGAUUUUUUUAAAAGUGCCAAAAAAGACACAUGGUUCGACAAAAGUAAUCUUGACGUGGGUACCGUUUGCAAAAUCGUAGCAUGUUUUUUGAUGUUACGAUACCCACGUCAAGAUGAUACGCAGGAUGAAACUGGUGUGACGCCGAAGACGAUUGUAGACUGGUUCGGUUUUUGCCGAGAGGUCUGUGUGUUCUGGGCUGAUAAACAUAGUGAAAAGCUUGGUGGCCCAGGACGCACGGUCGAAAUCGAUGAAGCAAAAAUUGGCCGACGGAAGUACAAUCGUGGACGGCUCAUUAAAGGUCAAUGGAUCUUUGGAGGAUAUGAGCGAGAUUCUAAGAAGAUUUUCAUCGUUCCAGUUGAGGAUCGAACAGAAGAGACACUCCUGGCAUGUAUCAAGGAAUGGAUUAUGCCAGGAACUACAAUUGUGUUCGAUUGUUGGAAGUCCUACAAUUGUUUAAACAAUGAGGGCUUCCAACAUCUAACGGUCAACCAUUCUUAUAACUUUGUUGAUCCUCAAAGUGGCGCGCACACACAACACAUCGAACGUGUUUGGAAAGAAGUUCGGGGAAAUAUUCCAAGAUAUGGAAGAAGAUCCAACCAUUUUAUUGGAUAUUUAACCGAAUUUUUCUUCAAACGUGCGUACAGCCGUCUAGAACGAAUUGAAAUCUUCUUCGACAUUAUCGCUGAAAUAUAUCCUUCAACACCGACUCCUGACCAACCAGAAACAUCCUGCAACGAACCUGGCACGAGCGCUGUGUAAAGACAUGUUUUUUGUGUGCAUUCUUUAUAUAAUAUCGUUUUUUAUAUCUAUACGACAAUGUUUUCUUAUCAAUGUUUAGAAUACUACCACACUCACUACACGUAAUUAUAGAUGCUAAAACACCGUGUUGAAUUGAAAAAUUUACUAAUUUUUCCUUCGAAUAUGUUAAUCUU
This is a messenger RNA of Linepithema humile (Argentine ant), 1363 nucleotides long. RefSeq lists its product as uncharacterized. NCBI's taxonomy places the organism in Eukaryota, Metazoa, Arthropoda, Insecta, Hymenoptera, Formicidae. The record is from RefSeq and is a predicted model, not a curated record.